This is a messenger RNA of Pistacia vera, 1254 nucleotides long. RefSeq names its product heavy metal-associated isoprenylated plant protein 3-like. Gene Ontology annotation, molecular function: metal ion binding. The record is from RefSeq and is a predicted model, not a curated record. Lineage: Eukaryota; Viridiplantae; Streptophyta; Magnoliopsida; Sapindales; Anacardiaceae. The transcript is spliced from 6 exons. The coding region runs from base 142 to 1092 and encodes 316 amino acids.
UUAAACCUCAUCAUCAUCAUCGUCAUCAAACUUGUAUCGUUAGUUGUGACUGUGCUACUCUUAUCUCUCCUCUCCUGCUAUAUAUAAGCGCUCCUUCAGCUUUUCUCUCCGAAACUGACUCAAUAGGCAACUCCCACAACAAUGGCAAAGAAGAAGAACAACAAAAACAACGAGAACAACAACAACAACAACAAUGAAAGCAAGAAUGAAGGAGAGAUUAAGAAGAAGGAGGGAGGAGACGCUGAGAAAAAGAAGGACGAAAAGAGUCCACCGAAUGUGGUGUUGAAGGUUGAAAUUCACUGUGAGGGCUGCGCCUCCAAAAUCGUCAAAUGUGUUCGGGGUUUUGAAGGUGUGGAGUCAGCGAAAGCAGAUAUGGGGUCAAACAAACUGACGGUAGUUGGAGCAGUGGAUCCAUCGAAGAUCCGAGACAAACUGGAGCAAAAAAUCAAGAAGAAGGUCGACCUCAUCUCUCCCCAACCCAAGAAAGACAAAGACAAAGAAAAUGCCCCGAAACCAGACAACCAAUCCAAAGACAAACCCUCUGAUGACAAAAAACCCAAAGAGCCUCCGGUGACGACGGCGGUUUUGAAGCUGGCCCUUCACUGCCAGGGUUGCAUCGAGAAGAUUAACAAGAUUGUGCUAAAAACCAAAGGAGUGCUGGAUAUGGCAGUGGACAGGCAGAAAGACCUGGUGACUGUUAAAGGAACAAUGGACGCUAAAGCGUUGGCUGAGACUCUGAAGGAGAGACUGAAGAGGCCCGUUGAGAUCGUGCCACCUAAGAAAGAAAAGGAGGAGAAAGAAUCCAACGGUGGUGGUAAGAAGAAGAAGAAAGGUGGCGGUGGUGAUGAGGGCGGAGAAGAUGAUGCUGAGAAUGGAGGAGGAGGAGGAGGCGGUGGGAGAAUGGAAGGCAACAGAAUGGAGCACAUGGUGGGUUUACCCGGGCUGGGCUAUGGAUACCCGUAUCCGUUGAGUGGAUACCCUGUGAGUGGACACGAAUACGGGUACCCGUAUCCGGUCCCGGUCGGACAAAUGCCUCCUCAUGCUCCCCAGAUGUUUAGCGAUGAAAACCCGAAUGCUUGUUCAUUGAUGUGAUGUUAUAGGAAGAAGAGAUUUGAAAAACGAAAAUUGUAAAUAAUGGGGGAAAUUUUGGGUUAAUGCUCUUAAUCUAGUUUAGUAAUGGUACUUUGCGGUUUAUGUAUUUUGAUAAUAAUUUCUUAUGUGUUGUUAUACAAAGUUUUUAUGUUUUAAUUUGUA